Fusarium poae is the source of this 318-nucleotide messenger RNA. RefSeq lists its product as uncharacterized. The transcript has a single exon. The coding region runs from base 1 to 318 and encodes 105 amino acids. NCBI's taxonomy places the organism in Eukaryota, Fungi, Ascomycota, Sordariomycetes, Hypocreales, Nectriaceae. The record is from RefSeq and is a predicted model, not a curated record.
AUGGACAACGCAACAGACACGUCGAUAGACAAAAUUGUGGAAAUCGUGUCAGAUGGCGAUAUUCUUCUAGUCGUCGGACAAGGCAAGACAAAGCUUCGUGUCAAAUCUAUGUUAAUGAAGGCAAUCUCAAGUCCUUUCUCCGCCAUGCUCGGGCCAAACUGGAAGGAAGGCCAUGAUAUGCGACAUCAUGAUGGCCCGUAUCAGCUAUCGCUGCCGGACGACAAUGCUACUGCAUUGGAAAUCAUAUGCUCUGUUAUCCACUUCCAGAACGAUAGGAUCCCUAUCUUAACAUCCAGGCAGAAAUGCCAGCGAUUCUAA